UAUCAAGGGUAUAAGAAAAAGAAAUUGUAGUGACAAGGAGUGCUUCAGAAUUAGGGAGUGAGAACAAAUUUGCAAACCCUAAUUCCUUCAUUUCCCUUUUCCAUGGCGUCCCAAGGCAAAAGAGGUGGAGUAUCGCUUCCUGCCAGGCCCAGCGAUUCCAACUCCGUACUGGCCAAGAUCUCGCGCUCCUCCAUUGUCGUCCGUGGUAGGGAGGCUGCCGGCGACGCAGCCUUUGUGGCGAAGAAGCUCCUCCAAAGCACCGGCAAGGCGGCCUGGAUCGCCGGCACCACCUUCCUCGUCCUCGUCGUCCCUCUCAUUGUGGAGAUGGACCGCGAGCAGCAGCUCAACGACCUCGAGCUCCAACAGGCCAGCCUCCUUGGCACCCCUGCCCCCAAAUAAAUACGAGGUUUUCUCAGAUCCGUUCCUUCCAUUUCAAACCACUCGCUGCAUGCGCUUCUGCCUGCUUCUAGGGUUUCCGCUUCCAAUAAUUUUACCUUUCUAGAUUUUGAUAAAAAGGAACACUUUCUGUGAGAAGUUUUUGUGUAUUUUUACUGUUGAUACUGUCAUUAGUUGUUACAAAGUUGGUCGCCCGAUUGUGAUUUACCUGCUGUUUUUAAUAGAAUGAUUAUGUCUCACUAUGCAUUGAGAUGCUUUAUUU
Messenger RNA from Vigna umbellata (rice bean), 658 nucleotides. RefSeq names its product mitochondrial import receptor subunit TOM9-2. The record is from RefSeq and is a predicted model, not a curated record. Lineage: Eukaryota; Viridiplantae; Streptophyta; Magnoliopsida; Fabales; Fabaceae. Gene Ontology annotation, biological process: intracellular protein transport. Gene Ontology annotation, cellular component: mitochondrial outer membrane.